Cylindrotheca closterium is the source of this 1062-nucleotide messenger RNA. The record is from the annotation of a GenBank genome assembly. Lineage: Eukaryota; Bacillariophyta; Bacillariophyceae; Bacillariales; Bacillariaceae.
AUGAUGAUUCGGAAGCUGUCACUCAUCGCCAUUUUCACCUCCUGUCAAAUCAUUUCCAUUCAUGGUUUGUUCUUUGAUGAAAAAUCUCACCCUGCUUCAAAGGCUGCAAAGACAAAUGAGGAUGGGGCGAUCGAUACGAUACCUAACACGUCGUCUUCAACUGAUGCCAAUCUUAGUGACAUGAUGUUCGACCAAGACAAUACUCUCAGCAGUUUUGAUAAACAAACUUCCCACAAGAGAAAGAAGAUGAAAAAAGUUAACAACAAAGGUGACAUUCACCUUAAAUUUGGUGGAGAAUUCGAACACACUGAAGAACUUCCCUUUUCAUCUCAAGAUGAUCGGCAGCUGUCUCUUAGCCGGAUUGGUGAAUUCUUUCAAUCAGCAAAACAUCGAGAUCUAUUAUUCAAGGGUGGCGAUAAUCCCUGGGAAGAAGUUCCAGUCUCCUCGGAUCUACUCGACGUUUGGGACGAAGCAGCCAAAAUAGUACGAAGCCAGAGACCCGACAGAAGCGCCAACAAUCAAAUCGUAGCCAUCUAUUCAACUGUGCCACUAUUGCCAGGCCUCAAAGUUGACGCUGUUUCUUACACUGGAAUCAAGCUUCUUCGUUCGCCACUAACAGGACUGCCCUUUUACGAGUUUACCCUUAUCAAAGAGUACUACCUGCCCAAUGGAAGCAAGGGAAUGAAAUGGUUGUUUCAAAAAGUCGUGGGCGACAAAAAACACCCGCAUGGCCUCGACGAUCAAUGCCAUAUCAAAGAUGGAAGGCUCUACACAGCUUCGCCUGGUCGUCAAACUCAUACUCUUGCACGAGUGGCCUUGCAAGAAGACUUGUCGUCUCGUACCUUUCGCAUUCAUUACUUUGGCAAUGUCUUGGUAUCUUGCUGUGUCCCAAAACGUUUGCUCUCUCUACUGCCCUUAUCCCAAAAGGCAUUCGAAGCCCGAGUCAGUCAGUCCAUUGUCCAGCAACUGCAACGUGAAGGAGUCACGUCGCUGAAAAAGUAUCAGCGAGCGGUGGAAGCAUGGGCAAAGGCGGAAGCAACCCCAAACCAUCCACCACAGUGA